Molecule: messenger RNA, 1032 nt
Organism: Didymosphaeria variabile
Lineage: Eukaryota; Fungi; Ascomycota; Dothideomycetes; Pleosporales; Didymosphaeriaceae
Exons: 1
Coding region: 1-1032 (343 amino acids)
Source: RefSeq, a predicted model, not a curated record
AUGCCGACGCCGCCAACAACAUCACCCACGCGCGUCAGUCAAGGAAUCAAGCAACUUCCCCUUUUCGAGCACUUCGAUACAGAAACGCCCACAGCGAAGCUUCAUGCGCAGAAGAUAGCUAUGCCGCCGACUCCCCCGUCUGAGAAGCCACCGGCCUCGUCACUUGCUUUGCCAUCAUCCUCAAUCGCAGCGCCGAGCUCCCCCACAUCAGGGUUCCAGACUCCACGGGAAAGGCGCAGCAUCAGCAACCGCUUCUGGGAGAAGAACGCAGCACCCUCCACAGACGGCGCACGCGGCAUCUCCCUAGCAAGCGACUCCAGCGACUCCGACGAUAGUUCCGAAGCUGCAAACAUCAAGACUCACAAUCGCCUAGAAUCAAACAUCAAGCGGCUACUCGCACUAGAAACCGGCCCCGUGCGGCUCAAGACCUUGAGUACAAACGAGACAGUCCGCGAAUACACCUCCCUUCUCGACGCUUUCGCGCACAAGCCUAAGACGCAGAGGAAGCGCAAAAAGGCUACGGAUGCGCUGCAGGCGUUUCUGGAAGAACAUGAUCAGAUUGUGGAGGUGUAUAAUCAGUAUGCUAGACUGGACCGCAGGGUGUGCAAGGACCGCGUGUUGCCCGAGUUCGAGGUGUAUUACCCUCCUGAGUCCAAGCAGACCAAGGACUCUACCGUCAAGGACUCUUCCAGCGACGUGCGCCGCGCACCGGCAAAGCAUGGACAUGCACAUACUGAAGAAGACGAUAGCGAUGCAGAGGGCAUUGUCACGCAGACUGUGAGGCAUGGUGAAGACUUUGAUGCGCCGAGCGUGUUCAAUACGAGGGGGGUGAGUGUGCCGAGUAUCUUCAAUCGGAAGAGUGGUGAGAUGGCGGAGAAGAAUCAGAGGAGGUUUUUGCUGUAUAGGAGGGAUGCUCCGCUGAAGAAGAAUGAUGAGGGGGUGGUUAGGGAUGAGGGAAGGCCGAGUUGGGAUGAGGAGGUGAGGGGAGAGGGGACGCCGACGCGGCCUGGGAAGAAGAGGAAGGUUGCUUAG